GCGUCACCAGCGCGUGGUACUCGAUGCUCAACCCAUGCAGGCGACAGGUUUAGCUCUGGUAUCGAAACUUCUGCUUCACGGUGUGUUUUCUCCAAAACUUGCUUUCAGUGCUGCAGUUUUACCAAACAAAAUGUGAUAAAAAUUAUUCGCCAUCUGUCCUAGAGCGGCAAAGAUUUUACUUUUAAUUCUUAAAUUUGGAGAGAGUUACUUCCCUGGAAACUAAGAAAUGAAGCUAAGGGCGCUAACUCUUGCCCAGGAUGACGAAGGAUUUAAAGGCACCAGCUGGUUGUGGAGGAUUGGAAUCUUCGUCACAAUAAUAGGACUAAUUGCUUACGUCAUCGGGUUCAGCACGGACCGCUGGUGCGGGUUCGACAACGAGCUGUACCAGGGGGUCAACGACACGAGGGUGGAGGCCCACUUCGGACUGUGGAGGAAAUGCCUGACCUUGACCUCUGUCCGGACGGGGGCCGUCAUAACGGAAAAGUGUGAAAACUUGGACAACGAUGACGCCUACAAGCCGGCAUCCAAAGCGCUCUGCUCCAUUGGUCUGAUAGUCACCGUGUGCGGUGUGGGUCGUGAGUCUGAUAGCCGGAUAUCGUCAUAACACGUUCUUGACGGGAGUGGGUGGAGUGCUGCUCAUUCUGGGAGCCAUAGUCUCAACAGUGGGCUCGGCAAUUCUCGUGGGAAAAGCUAAAGAUCAACGUGACGAACUGGAGCCGUAUUAUUCUACCUUCUUCGCUCUGAUUGGCUGCUUGUUUAUCAUAGUCGGGGGAGGGGUGCAGGUUUUGUCAAUGAAAACAGAAUACAGCAGUAUAGCCUAAAGACUUGCAUCUUUCCAGAGUAUUUUAUAUUCUACUCUUAAUCUUAUGAGCAGAUGGUUUUCUGUAUCUAAUUACUUUACCAUUCACUGACCUUGAUCUAUUUAUUAUACCAUUCAGUGACCGUGACCUAUUUAUUUUACCAUUCAGUGACCUUGAUCUAUUUGGGUUGGUUACCCAUCAGGUAC
Messenger RNA from Physella acuta, 1006 nucleotides. RefSeq lists its product as uncharacterized. Lineage: Eukaryota; Metazoa; Mollusca; Gastropoda; Physidae. The record is from RefSeq and is a predicted model, not a curated record.